Drosophila serrata is the source of this 510-nucleotide messenger RNA. RefSeq names its product Pigment-dispersing factor (gene Pdf). The record is from RefSeq and is a predicted model, not a curated record. Lineage: Eukaryota; Metazoa; Arthropoda; Insecta; Diptera; Drosophilidae. Gene Ontology annotation, cellular component: extracellular region. Gene Ontology annotation, biological process: response to light stimulus. Gene Ontology annotation, molecular function: hormone activity.
UGUCCCGUGCUCUGUUCCCGCUGCUGCUGCACCUCAGACAAAUGGCUCGCCUCACUUUCGCCCUCGUCCUGGUGCUUCUGACCAUCUCUUCACGGUGCGGAUCCUCCGGAGCCAUGGCCAUGCCCGAUGAGGAGCGGUAUGUGCGCAAGGAGUAUAGCCGCGACCUACUGGACUGGUUCAACAAUAUGGGACAGUUUACGCCCGGCCAGCUGGCUACCAUUUGUCGGUAUCCACUGAUCCUGGAGAACUCCUUGGGCGAACCGAUACCCAUCAGAAAGCGGAACUCGGAGCUCAUCAAUUCGCUGCUGAGUCUGCCCAAGAACAUGAACGAUGCUGGCAAGUAGGAGGAUACGGUGACUAAAGUGAAAUGGAGGUAGCUUUGGACCCCUGGAACUCGGAUUAUUAUUAUUAUUAUUUAUUGUUACUCGUUUUGUUGGUGCGUUGAGGAACGAGAGUGCGAAUGAGAAAUCCACAGGAAUGAGCAGUUGGUAUAGCCAUGUAAUUGAGAGC